Molecule: messenger RNA, 951 nt
Organism: Baudoinia panamericana UAMH 10762
Lineage: Eukaryota; Fungi; Ascomycota; Dothideomycetes; Mycosphaerellales; Teratosphaeriaceae
Exons: 1
Coding region: 269-847 (192 amino acids)
Source: RefSeq, a predicted model, not a curated record
CGGGCGCGUGUGACUGAAUCGGGCAGGCACGACGCCCCACUCUACACCAAAGCAUGGGCCAUCAUUCACGUGUCGGUGGUAUUGCUCGUACUGACUGCAGGUGACAAUGACACCUUCAGUCCCUCCUUUGCAUUGUUAGAGUUUUGCUCCUGAACAACGAUUGCUUGGCACAAGUCGACAAACAGACCGCUUAAAGCCUUGAACUCCCGAGUGCCCGUCAACCGUCAUUGCAGCCCCGUCGCACGAUCUGACCUAUCCAGAGGUCAAGAUGGAGGCCAAGAGCAGCCUAGACACCUGCCAAGGCAUCCUCGUCGUACCGUACAAGGCGGAGCAGCUCGACAAACCGCCAUCGGAAACCAUCUUCGCGACAACGUCUUCCCUCACCGGCCCCAGAUGCGAGCUCGAAGUCCGCACAUGGCUCGACUCACCGAUCUCCGCCGCGCUCGGCAUUCCGCUGAAGGUGACCAACUUUCCAUCGGAUAACUCGAAGCUGCAAAACAAGCUCGCAAUUCCGCUGUUCUUGAAUGUCGACCCCGAAGACGACGCAUUCGCGAAGGUGAGCUACCGGUACAUGGAUGGCGGUGUGCUAUUGGCGCGGCAGGACGGCGAGAAGCUGGAUGAGAAGCACGUCGUGGCGUUGCUGGCGUAUCUGAACAGCCUUUCGGAGGUCAUGGUGGAGCAUGCAAGGAAGGAAUGGGAAGGUGAUGAGGAACGAAAAGAACAAGCGAAGGUGUUGGCAGAGGAGCGGUUGACGCCGUACGCGUUCAUGGCAUUCUUCGGGGAGUACCAAGCGAGCAUGACGAGGGCGUGUGAGCCAGGGUGGGAGAAGGUCAACGCACCAAUCUAGGCAGCUGCAUAGCUCCUUAUGGAUUGCUUCGCAUAGCGGUGCAUCUGGUUGGCUACCGGAGAUUGCUAGAUAUACAGUUGGCUAGAUAUACAGCCGCGUUAACG